UUGACAUAUGACAAUUGUUUGUUAUUAUUUACUUUGCAAAGUGCCCACUGUUAUUUGGCAAAUAAUUUUAUUGUCGCUGAAAUCACAAAAUGUCAUCUCAAAAUGAGGAAAAAAAGAUAUUAAUGCCGCACCACGUUCAGCAACCUCUAUGUACGACAAGACUGGCGUACAGACAAGGAAGAAUAUUCACAGCUGUGAAAGUAUAUACCAUAAAUGAUGAGUCAACCCAUCUGCUAAUCUUCGGUGUUCCGCUGAACCUUCGGCAAGAAACAAAAUCCCUCUGCAGUAAGUUCGGAAGAGUAUUACAAUUGCAUCUCGCACCAAAAUAUCCUACAGAACCUUUUACAGAAACUUAUCAUGUGCUGUUUGAGAAAAUACAAUGUGCAAGAAUUGCCAAGAAGAUGCUGGAUGGACAAAAACAAUAA
Messenger RNA from Manduca sexta (tobacco hornworm), 425 nucleotides. Its product is annotated as RNA-binding protein 48-like. Gene Ontology annotation, cellular component: nucleoplasm. Lineage: Eukaryota; Metazoa; Arthropoda; Insecta; Lepidoptera; Sphingidae. The record is from RefSeq and is a predicted model, not a curated record. Gene Ontology annotation, molecular function: nucleic acid binding.